This is a messenger RNA of Culex quinquefasciatus (southern house mosquito), 1631 nucleotides long. RefSeq names its product cytochrome P450 4d2. The record is from RefSeq and is a predicted model, not a curated record. The coding region runs from base 50 to 1579 and encodes 509 amino acids. Gene Ontology annotation, molecular function: iron ion binding; heme binding; oxidoreductase activity, acting on paired donors, with incorporation or reduction of molecular oxygen. The transcript has a single exon. Lineage: Eukaryota; Metazoa; Arthropoda; Insecta; Diptera; Culicidae.
CACUUUGAACCGAUUCCUUCAGUCCACACCAGACUCCUCUUCAACCAACAUGAUCUACCUGGCACUUGGCGUCGGUCUUCUGACCAUCUUCGCUGUCCGAUACUUGCUGGAACAGCGCCGGCUGCUCCGGAUUGCGGGUCACUUUUCCGGCCCCAAGGCGUACCCGUUCGUGGGCAGCAUGCUAGAGUUUGCCGGCCGCGACAUUCCUGGGAUCUUCCAGCGGAUGGUCGAGAUGCACGACGAGUACGGGCGGGACUUUGCCGUGUGGGGCACCGGAAGUGAGCUGAUGUUUGUGUUCAGCUCGGCUCGGAGCGUGGAGAAGGUGCUGAUGGCGAAGGCAACGCAGAAGUCGGAUCUGUACACGAUGAUUGAGCCUUGGUUGGGGAGGGGUUUGUUGAUAUCUUCCGGGGAGAAGUGGUUCCACAGGAGGAAGAUUAUUACGCCGACGUUUCAUUUUAAGAUUUUGGAGGGAUUCGCAGAGGUGUUUAACCGCGAGACGGGUGUUUUGGUAGAGAAGCUGAGGAAGCAUGAUGGGAAGGAGGAGUUUGAUGUGUACGAUUAUGUUACGUUGCUGGCUUUGGAUAGUAUAUGUGAGACAUCGAUGGGAGUUCAUGUCAACGCCCAGCAGAAUCCAAACAACCAGUACGUUUGUGAUGUUAAACGAAUGAGUGAGCUGAUACUGUUGCGAAUAUUUAGCGUGUUCAGCUCUUUGAAAACGUUCUACUGGUAUCUGAUGCCGAAAGCUUGGGAGCAGCGCAGGCUGAUAAAGAGAUUGCAUCAGUUUACUGAUUCGGUCAUUCAGAAGCGACGCAAACAGCUACAGCAAGAUAAACAGCUUGGUUCGGUGGAGUUUGACCUCAACGAAGCGGACAUGUACUCGAGAAGAAAGCAAACCUUCCUGGAUCUGUUGCUGAACGUGACUGUCGAUGGGAAGCCCCUGUCCGAUGAGGACAUCCGCGAGGAGGUCGAUACGUUCAUGUUUGAAGGUCACGACACAACCACCUCGGGUAUUGCCUUCACAAUCCUGCAACUCGCCAAGCACCAGCAUCUCCAGCAGAAGGUCUACGACGAAAUAGUAGCAAUUCUCGGUCAAGGAGGUUCCAAAACAACCCCACUAACCUACAACAACCUGAACGACUUCAAAUAUCUAGACAUGGUAAUCAAAGAAUCCCUGCGACUUCUACCCCCGGUAUCCUUCAUCGGACGUCGUCUGCUUGAAGAUACCGAAAUCAAUGGAGUGACCAUCCCCGCCGGCCUGGACGUAACGGUGCCCAUCUACAUCGUGCACCGAAACCCGGACGUGUAUCCCGAUCCGGAGCGGUUCGAUCCGGAACGAUUUGCCGAAGGUUCAGAGCAGCAGCAACGUCGCGGACCAUACGACUACAUCCCGUUCAGCGUCGGUUCUCGAAACUGUAUCGGACAACGGUACGCCAUCAUGGAGUUGAAGAUAACCAUCAUCAAGUUGCUAGCUAACUAUCGCAUUUUACCAGGCGAUAAAUUACGCGAUGUUCGAUUCAAGACGGACUUGGUGCUAAGACCAGCAGAAGGAAUCCCAAUCAAGAUUGUGACCAGACAGUGAGUUUCAAUUAAUCUUCUGUUUGACUUUGCCCUCAAUAAAGAAGUUCGCCUCA